This is a messenger RNA of Polypterus senegalus (gray bichir), 2816 nucleotides long. Its product is annotated as MDM2 binding protein. Gene Ontology annotation, biological process: regulation of protein ubiquitination; protein localization to kinetochore; traversing start control point of mitotic cell cycle. The coding region runs from base 261 to 2816 and encodes 851 amino acids. NCBI's taxonomy places the organism in Eukaryota, Metazoa, Chordata, Cladistia, Polypteriformes, Polypteridae. Gene Ontology annotation, cellular component: kinetochore. The transcript has 21 exons. The record is from RefSeq and is a predicted model, not a curated record.
AGUUUCCAAUAUAAAUAUUUUUAAUCGUACGUAAUUAUGUGUUUGUAAUUUUUUUUUUUAUAAUAAUCCGCGACAACUAAUAAGUCGAAAAGCAGUGUUUAACAUCGGAAGUAUUUUUCUGUACGUCGAGGAAAAGGAAAGUCGUUUUCAUAAGAACGCGGGAAAUGUUCAUUCUUACUAAGUACAGUAUUUGAAAUGUCUUUAAGUCUUUAAACGUCUUUAAGACGUUCGCGCAAUUAAAUACCCAUUUUGAUUGAAGAAUGGAUAGAUACGUGUUAUGUAUCGUUUGCAGUUCUCCAGGACAGAGCGGAGGCGAGCUGAAAUGCGCUGAAGGAUUGAGAAUUGCUGGUAGAUUGUAUGAGCUUCUGAAAGAGAACUGCAGGAACUCGGUUAAAUCAGAGCUAUCAUAUUUUCCAGCUUGUUCUUUAACUGGUAUUCCUGUUUUGCAAAAGUCAUUUUUUGCCAUUCAAGUAAUCAAUGGUUUUUCACAGUUCUGCAUUCCUGAAUGGGAAGAAAUCAUUUGUCCCAAGUCUAAAAGUAAUACUGAAGAAAAAUGUAGUUCACCAAUUCAGAUUUGUGAAAAUGCUGUCCAAAGUCUGAAAGAAGCAGGUGAUGACACAGGAUCUCUAUUGCCAGCAGAUAUUUUUGAAGAUGCAGCUGAGAGUUUACAUCAAUUAUCAGAUAAACUUCCUCCUCCUGGAAAGGCACUGGUAGAUGUAAUCUUGAUGUCUCUUGAUGAUAAUACCUCCCUGCUUAAAGAAUACCUACCAGUUAUUGGUUCUUUGAAACAUAUGAAAGAGUGGCACUUUGCUAAAAUAACGUUUGCAACUAAUGAUGCAGUAAGGUGGCAGAGACAUGCUGCAUAUUUAUCAGCUCAAUUUUGUGAUCUUAGUAGUCUUGAAAGCUUCCUAGAUUUGAAGGAAAUCUGGCGUGGAAGCAUUCAUAUUCAUCAGAAAAAGUUUACAUCAGACAUAAGAUUUUCAGGAUUCAGUUUGAAGAGGAUCCAUAGAAUGCCUACAAGCAGCUUGUUUUCUUUAGAGGGCUCAGACAAUUUAUCAGUACGGGCUUCAAACAAAAACUACAAUGAGGUAUUCCAUUAUUAUAAACCUGUACUGGAACUGGUGCAGUUACUGCAGAUUUCUGAUCUUCCACUUUACUUCUAUUCAGGCAUGGAGUUUGAAAUUACAGUAUCGUCAAAGGUAAAACCUAGCCACCAGUCUAAUCUGCUCUUGGAUCAACUGUGUACACUUCAAGGAAAGGUUGGAGCUGUCUUCAGUUUGUCUUGUACUGUAAGUACCAUAGCUAUUCCAUCAGCCAGCCAGCUAAGCUCAAGAAAAUGGAAGGAAUUUAUUAUAAAGAAACCUAAAUCGUUGUCUGGUCCUUGUGUUGAAUUAAAAGGAGAACACUGUAAAUAUUUCCUGCUUGUCCAGGGUAAUGGAAAUGGAACCUGCAAAGCCAGACUUAUUCAUUCUGCUAAUCAGUUAAACGGUGCUGCUGCUAUUUCUACCAUAAAUGGACUGCUGAAAGACAAAGUUAUAUGUAGAGAAGAUGUGUUGACAAAAUGGAUUGACAAUAUAUCUUUCCUAAAUGAAAAUCACCUGCUUCAGAGAGAAGAUAACGUUGCUCAACUCCAAGAAAUUGUACUAAAAGACUAUCUGCGAAACAGAGAAGAAAAUGGGAAACCUGCAUACAUUCAAAUGAAUGAUUUAAAGAAGCUUUGGAUGUUUACAAAGGAAAAAUACAUGGAAUCAUAUGAAGUGGGCCUUCCCAAAACUACUAUUCUUGAGUGGGAUAAAAUGAGAAAUAAUCCUACAGAGCAGCUUGAUCAUGAAAUAAGUCAUCCUCAUUCUUCAGAUUUACCUGAAAAAAGUGCACUUCCCAACCUUGAAAGAAUUGCACAAACGAUGAGAAUGAACACCAUGUUGACCCUAUCUACAGAAUCUAUAUUAGGACCUAGGAAUACUCAUCGAGCGUUUUCUACUCAACUGGAUGCAAAAGAACUACUGAAGUACUUUACACCUGAAGGACUUCCAGUGGUUGAACUGCAGCCACUUGAAAUACAUAAAGGAGAAAACACCUUUCAACCCUUACUUGAUCUGACACCACGGAAGCUGCAACGUCUUUCAUUUAAGGAAGCAACUACAUCCCAUUACCACGGAAUUGAGUUUUGUUUGGAUGAACAAAGAGCUUUGGAACGAGAUAAAGCUUUUGCAAAAUUACAAUCACGUCUUAUUAAAUUUGAGACUCACACUACUUGCUCAAAAGAGUCUUGUGUUGCAGCAUUUGCUCUGAGCCCAGUGCCAUCACCAGCAGUUCUUUCUGAGCCAGGAAGUGUCCCUGAUGGAGAAAUAUUUCAGUCAGAACACAAGACAGAAAUGUCUAAACAAAAGUGCACUUCUGAAGGAACUGAAGGUAUUCAGAUGCGAAAGAGAUUUGCAAAGUCAGCCAGCACAGAUUCUCUCAUUUCCCAAUCUAGUAGCAACAGCAGUGGUCUGAGUCACCUAGUUUCUGCACCACAGUAUCAAAAAACCAGAUCCAUAACAUCCAAUUUCCAUAAGCAGCAACAUAUUGCAUCUUUGAAGUCCACUGCAAAGCAAGAACAUGAUAGCCUUGAAAAGGCUCAGGAGUCAAAAAAGGAAAAUCCAAAAAAAGAAUCUCGGUCUCAAAAACAUACGAAGAUGCUUGAAGAGGUUGUAGCAAAAACAUUAAAGCAUCAUGGUAUUACUGGAGAACACUCAAACUUUUCAAUAUUCAGCCAACGGCUGUUUGAAAUAUGCAAGCUUUAUCUAAAGCAGAGAAAGUUGGCAGUAUCCUGA